AUGAUCCUCGACUUCCCCAACACCCCAUACGAUUAUCUCUUCAAGCUGCUCCUCAUCGGAGACUCUGGUGUCGGAAAGUCUUGCUUGCUUCUUCGUUUCGCCGAUGAUACCUAUACGGAAAGCUACAUAUCGACCAUCGGGGUUGACUUCAAAAUCCGUACCAUCGAGCUUGAUGGCAAGACAGUGAAACUCCAGAUUUGGGAUACUGCGGGUCAGGAACGUUUCCGGACAAUCACGUCGUCUUAUUACCGUGGCGCUCAUGGUAUCUGUGUCGUCUACGAUGUGACCGACAUGGACUCUUUCAACAACGUGAAGCAGUGGCUUCAAGAAAUCGAUCGCUAUGCCACCGAAGGUGUCAACAAGCUGCUUGUGGGUAACAAGAGCGAUAUGGAAGACAAAAAGGUGGUUGAGUACACAGUGGCCAAGGAAUUCGCUGAUAGCCUUGGGAUCCCAUUUCUGGAAACCUCGGCAAAGAACGCUUCAAAUGUCGAGCAGGCUUUCUUGACAAUGGCGAGACAAAUCAAGGAGCGUAUGGGCACUGCUACUGUCAACAACAAGCCAACUGUGCAAGUUGGCCAAGGCCAGGGCGUUCAAUCCGGCUCCGCGGGCGGCUGCUGCUAG
Molecule: messenger RNA, 621 nt
Organism: Aspergillus sclerotioniger CBS 115572
Lineage: Eukaryota; Fungi; Ascomycota; Eurotiomycetes; Eurotiales; Aspergillaceae
Product: Rab family GTPase YPT1
Exons: 5
Coding region: 1-621 (206 amino acids)
Molecular function (GO): GTPase activity; GTP binding
Source: RefSeq, a predicted model, not a curated record